CGAGGAGGGCGGGGUACGAGGUGCUCGCUCGCGCUGAGGUUGGAGCUGCCGCUGCCGCCGCCAUUUUGGUUUCGCUGCUUCGGCUCUCUGAGAAGGGGCUGAAGCGGCGGCGGGCUGGUCCGGGUCCCGCCCUGGCACCGUCCGUGAGGGCGGCCGGGAGGAUGCGGCGCGGAGGAACCCGGCCCCGGCCUUGGCCGUAUUGUCGCUGACAUGUGUAAAAGAUGUUGUUGCAAGUUGUAGAAGAGACUUUUCUGUGGAACAUACCUCUGUAAACCUUCCCUAAAAUCCUCUGAAGGCAUAUACUGCACCUGUGAUGGACCCUCAGAAUACUGCUAUGUUAGGGUUGGGUUCUGAUUCCGAAGGUUUUUCUGGGAAAAGCCCCUCUGCAGUCAAUACUGACAUAGUGAUAGGCAAGAGAGAAGUAGAUCUAGAGAGUAGCACCAAGGAGGAAGAAGAUAUUAAGAAGAAGAACUGGGAGGGGAGCAACACUGAGCCUGGGAAGAAUGAGGGUCUGACUGAUGCACAGCAACAGUUUUCAGUGAAAGAAACAAAUUUUUCAGAAGGAAAUUUAAAAUUGAAAAUUGGUCUUCAAGCUAAGAGAACUAAAAAGCCCCCUAAGAACCUGGAGAAUUAUGUGUGCCGGCCUGCCAUAAAAACCACUAUCAAGCAACCUAGAAAGGCAUCAAAGAGUGGGACAAUGACAGAUGAGAAGAAUGAACAUUGUCCUUCAAAACAAGACCCUUCAAAGUUUUGCAAGAAAGCUGAAGAAAUUGCAACAGUUGAAUUCCGUGCUGAGGAAGACAUACAAGGAGAAACAAGUCCUGUAUCUAAGAAGCUUUCUCCACUACCCACUGAAAUGACAGAUUAUGUAAUGUCAGCUCCUUCUACUCCUGUUGGUAGCCGUGAUCCUGACUUGAAGGAUAGAGCACAAAUUAAUGGAGCAACAACUGUAACAGAAAAAUUGGCUCAACUUAUUGCAAUUUGUCCCCCCUCAAAGUCUUCCAAAACAAAGCAGAAGAAGCCAGGAACUGGAACUGCAUCUGGGUUGGUUAAAAACUCUGGGAAGAAGCUACCAGGAACUGGAACUGCAGCUGGACUGGUUAACAAGGACUUAGUAAAGAAAUUGCCGGGAACUAGCAUUGUUGCUGGCUUGGUUAACAAGGACUCAGGGAAGAAGCCUCUGGGGACUGGCACUGCAGCCAUAUUGGUUAACAAAGACUCUGGGAAGAAGUCACCAGGGAUUGGUUCUUUAGCUGGAGUGAUUAACAAGGACUCUGGAAAGAGGCCACCAGGGAUUGGCACUCCAUCUGGAUUAAUUAACAAGGACUCUGGGAAGAAGCAGCCAGUGACUAACUCUGUGGCUGGAUUAGUUAAUAAGGACUCUGGGAAGAAACCACCAGGGAUUGGCACCCCACCAGGAUUGGUUAACAAGGAGCUGGUGAAGAAGUCAUUGGGGAUUGGCACCCCAGUGGGAUUGGUUAACAAGGAGUCGGGGAAGAAGCUGCUGGGGAUUGGUACCCCAACGGGAUUGGUAAACAAGGAGUCGGGGAAGAAGCUGCUGGGGAUUAGCACCACAGCAGGAUUGAUUAACAAAGACUCUGGGAAGAAGCUGCUAGGGAUUGGCACCCCAGUGGGACUGGUUAACAAAGACUCUGGGAAGAAACUGCUGGGAAUUGGCACUUCAGCAGGAUUGAUUAACAAGGACUCUGGAAGUCUGAAAGCUGAUUCUCUCUGUCCUGCCUCAGAGCCCUUCAAGCUUUCUUGCAGUACAAACCUCAAUAUUCUUGAAAGCCAUGAGACUACAGAAUUAUUGAAAGAUAAUAUCAGCAGUAAAACUUUUGAGAAACAUAUUAUAAGACAGAAUAAAGACAAUAUCUUGGAAAAGAUUUCAGUUCGAAAAGAGGUUGCUGGUAUAGACAAAGAAAUAUUUAAUGAAGGAACCUGUAUUCAACAGGACAGUUUCCCAUGCAAUGAAAAGAGGACUUAUGAAACAUCUAAGCAUGAAAAGCAGCUUCCAGUGUAUUGCACUUCACCAGACUUCAGGACAGGAGGAGCUUCAGAUGUAUCUACAGCGAAGUCCCCAUUUAGUGCUGUCGGAGAGGGAAACCUCCCAUCACCCUCACCUACAGUGUCUAUUACUACCUUAAACAGGAGCCCCACAGCAACCUCCUCUCAGUUAGCUUCAAAUCCAUCACAUAUAAGUACCACCACAGCAGAUCUCUUAGAAGGAAUUUCUGAGCAGAUUGGGAAGACUCAGUUUUCUUCCGACAGUACACUUCUGAACCUGACUAGAUCAUCGAAUCACAGUUUGAGCACUGAUUUUAAAGCUGUGGAUAAAGAAUUAAAUGAUUCAAAAGCCACACACACAGACACCACAAGAACUAAUCCUUCCAUAGGGAAAAAAAACAGUCUGGCAACUGAAUCAAAUGUUCAUGCUACCAUCACCUCUUCAGUGGUUAGCUUCACAAGUUUGUUUAAUACCAAACAGUUUCUAAAGAUUGGUGCAAUAACUGCAUCAGGGAAACCUUGCCAAGGAGCUGAGGACCUGAGUGCUACUCAGUCAAAAUCUUUAAAGAAAAGAAAAGGAAGGAAACCACGAUGGACUAAAGUGGUGUCUAGAAACAUAUGUCGGCCUCCAAAAGGUCUAGAAUUAGAAAGGUCAGAGCUUUUUAAAAACAUUUCAUGCACUGCACUAUCAAACAGUAGUCUGGAGCAGGCUAAGUUUUUGAAAAAUAUAGGGUCAACUUCAUUUAUAGAGCAUGAAUUUGUCAAACAUCAGUUGCCAAAACUGAGCAAAUCUAACAGCGGACAGUCUCUUGCUCUGUUAACUGAAGCUGACAAACAGACUCAAAAAUUCUAUAGUACUCACAAACAGCCCUCCAGAGUGUGUGUGUCAGGUGACAUCUUACCAGAAAUUUAUAAGCCCAAAAGAGGAAGGCCUAAAUCAAAGGAGAUGCCCCAGCUGGAAGGUCCCCCAAAGAGAACCCUAAAAAUUCCAGCAUCAAAAGUCUUCUCAGUGCAGUCAAAGGAAGAGCAAGAGCCUCCUGUUCUGCAGCCAGAGAUAGAAAUUCCCUCCCUAAAACAGAGCUUAACAGGACAAACUUUUCCUAAGAAGAGAGGGAGACCUAAAAGACAGAUCAGAUCAGCUGUUAAAAUGAAACCACCUAUUCUGUCUGUGGCAUCUUUUGUUGCUACAGAUAAUUCAAACAAAAUGGAAUCUGAAAGUGAUCAGCAAUGUAGUGGGGAUUUUUUUGAGAGGAAGGACCAGGUCAGCGGUCCAGAGGAAGCUCAGAAAACUCUGUGUAGCAUGAGAGACGUUGAGGUAGAAUCAGAUAGAAAAGUUACCAAGAGAAGUAAUGGGCAAUUAAUGAAAACAAUUAUCCGAAAAAUAAACAAAAUGAAAACUUUGAAGCGAAAAAAGCUUUUGAAUCAGAUCCUCUCUAGCACAGUGGAGCCAAAUAACAAAGGGAAAGUGCAAUCAAAACUCCACAAUACAGUGUCAACCCUUGCUGCCACGUUUGGUUCAAAAUUAGGCCAACAGAUAAAUGUCAGCAAGAAAGGAACCAUUUACAUAGGAAAGAGAAGAGGGAGGAAACCUAAAGCUGUCCUAAAUGGUAUUUUAACUAGUAAUUCUGCCAGUUUAACUGUUCUUGAGAAUACUACCCAGCAAACAGCGGGGACAAUAUUGGGACAAGUACUUCCUCCUUUGCUCCCUUCAGCAGCUAAUAAUUCAGAGGUUCUUCCAUCUCCAGUGUGCUCUCAGUCUUCUGCAGCAAGUGGGGGGCAGAGCCCUGUCAGCAGUGAUGCAGGAUUUGUUGAGCCCAGUUCAGUACCAUAUUUACAUAUACACUCCAGACAAGGAAGUGUAGUUCAGACCCUUGCAAUGAAAAAAGCCUCCAAAGGAAGGAGGAGAUUAUCUCCUCCUACUUUAUUGCCGAGCUCUCCUUCUCACUUAAGUGAACUGACAUCUCUGAAGGAAGCCACUCCUUCACCAAUUAGUGAGUCUCACAGCGAUGAGACAGUUCCCAGUGACAGUGGAAUAGGAACAGAUAAUAACAGUACUUCAGACCGAGCAGAGAAAUUCUGUGGGCAGAAGAAGAAAAGACAUUCAUUUGAACAUGUUUCCCUCAUUUCCCCUGAAACCUCAACAGUUUUAAGUAGCCUAAAAGAAAAACAUAAACAUAAAUGUAAGCGUAGGGGUCAUGAUUACCUCAGCUACGACAAAAUGAAAAGACAGAAGCGAAAAAGGAAAAAGAAAUAUCCUCAGCUCCGAGGUAGGCAAGACCCUGAUUUUCUUGCUGAGUUAGAGGAACUAAUAAGUCGUUUGAGUGAAAUUAGAAUAACCCACAGAAGUCAUCAUUUUAUACCCCGAGACCUACUGCCUACUAUUUUUAGGAUAAACUUUAAUAGCUUCUAUACUCAUCCAACAUUUCCUUUAGAUCCUUUGCACUACAUUCGAAAACCUGAUUUAAAGAAGAAGAGAGGCAGACCCCCCAAGAUGCGGGAGGCUAUGGCAGAAAUGCCUUUCAUGCAUAGUCUUAGUUUUCCUCUUUCCAGUACUGGAUUCUAUCCCUCUUAUGGCAUGCCUUAUUCUCCUUCUCCCCUUGCAGCUGCUCCAAUAGGAUUAGGUUAUUAUGGAAGGUAUCCUCCAACUCUUUAUCCUCCACCACCUUCUCCUUCUUUUACUACCCCACUGCCACCACCUUCUUACAUGCAUACAGGCCAUUUGCUUCUUAAUCCUGCCAAAUACCACAAGAAGAAGCAUAAGCUUCUACGUCAAGAAGCCUUCCUCACAACUAGCAGGACUCCACUCCUCUCUAUGAGCACCUACCCCAGUGUUCCACCUGAAAUGGCUUAUGGCUGGAUGCUUGAACAUAAACACAGACAUCGUCAUAAACAUAGAGAACAUCGUUCUUCAGAGCAACCACAGAUUUCCAUGGACACUAUAACAGCUAACAGCUCUUCCAGAACAGUCCUGGAAUCCUUGAAGCGCUACAGAUUUGGGAAGGAGGCUAUUGGUGAGAGAUAUAAACAUAAAGAGAAACACAGAUGUCAUAUGUCUUGUCCACACCUUUCACCUUCAAAGGGUUUGCUAAGCAGAGAGGAACAGUGGGUAAGGAGAGAGCCUUUGGAGUCUAAUUCCUUAGCAUUGGGAUUACAGACACCAUUACAGAUAGACUGUUCUGAAAACUCUGCAGGUUUGUCCUUGGGAGGAUUUACCCCUAGCUCUGAGCCAGCUACCAGUGAUGAACACACAAAUCUUUUUACAAGUGCAAUAGGCAGCUGCAGAGUCACUAACUCUACCAGCACUAGUGGACGUAAAAAAUUAACUGAUGGCCCUGGACUCUUCAGUGUACAGGAGACUUCACUCAGCCGACCUCUCAGAAAGGACCCAUUGCCUUCUAUUGAAAAGGCACUACAGCCACUGUCAGGCACCCUGCCAGCACAGGACAAGCCCUCCCAGAGACAGACGGAGAGCACAAAUUGCAGUCCUUCCAGAAAGAGAUCUACUUCUGAGAGCACGUCUUCUACAGUGAUUGGAAUACCCACACGAGGAGCAAAACUGGGGAUUGCUGUAGAUGAUUCAGUGGAUAGUUUACUGCAGCGCAUGGCACAACAUGAUAGCCAGGCUGCACUGGACAAAACCAUAGAAGCUGUCAUUGCAAAUGUAUCUGUUCCACCUUCAGCUAGCCCUGGUCGAAACCACAACAGGGAGAGAGUCCUGGGAAAACAGGACAGUCUGUUAGUUCCAGCAGUUCCAAGUGACUCUUGCAAUGAUGGCAUCUCACUUCUUUCAGACAGAUUACCAAGCAGCUACUCCCCACAUCAUCUGAAGAGAAGUGUGGUUGAAGCUAUGCAGCGACAGGCUAGAAAAAUGUGUAGUUACAACAAGAUUUUGGCAACCAAGAAAAAUCUGGACCAUGUCAAUAAAAUUCUAAAAGCCAAAAAGCUGCAAAGGCAGUCACGGACAGGGAAUAACUUUGUGAAGCGCAAGCCAGGCAGGCCCCGGAAAUACCCACUACAGGCUGUAGUUUCAAUGCAGGCUUUCCAGGCAGCUCGGUUUGUCAGUCAGGAGUUAGAGGGAAGGAAAGAGAGCAACACUUUACACCUUGGACCUGAUACUAUCGCAGAUGUAAUUGAAGCUGUAGUACAGAGUGUGAACUUGAAUGCAGAGCACAGAAAAGGGUGGAAGAGGAAGAGAUGGCUUACAGAGGAACAAGCCAGGAAAAGACAGAAGUCUGUACCAGAAGAUGAGCAGGAGAGUAAUAAAAGCUUUUCUGAGACAUCAACUGAAUCACCCAGUCACCUCAAAGCCAUUGGGAAGGCACAUGAAUCUGAAAACACUGAGCAGCAUUUGCCUACUUUUACCCAGCGUGAGAAAAAGGCUCCUACCCCAAAGAAGAAGUACCAGAAGGCGGGGCUGUACUCUGAUGUGUACAAAACAACAGAAGUUCCCCACUUUAAGUCCUGUGCCAAGUCUUUUGACAGAAAUAACAUUGCUGCCACGCAAGGCUUCAAGUGGGCCCCAACGCCCAAGGAGCCGUCCCUGGACAAGCAAGGGGAAACUGCUCCUUCCCCUGCAGUGCAGUCAUCUUUGUUGUCUCCGGACAAAGUGGUGGCUGGCCCCUUGCAAAUGAAUAGCCCCUCCAACGACUUCAAGGAGAACCAGACCCUGCUCAAAAAGGUGGCUGCCAACCUGAACUUGGAGGUCAAGGAACUAGCAGAGGAGUCAGAUGACCUCUUUAAUGUUAUACCCUCCUCCGCCCCGGCCCAGGUUGCGUUGCCGAUCUACCCAGGGGUCAUUAAAAUGGCCACAUUAAAAUGGCCCUCUUCCAUUCCACCUACCUCCAACAAGGUAGAAAAGAAGUUCUGUGUCCCCGCAAAGAGAUUUGAGUCCCUGUACACCUACCCUCCAGCAGGAUCUCUGGUCGUGUCCACUGUCAAUGAAAGAACAGGCAGGGACAGCUGCAUAAGUUGGAGGAGGAGCAUAGAUGCCUUCCUAGAUGUCAGGCGGGCGCUAGCCUUCUUCAUUGAAAGGACCAAGCCAUUCCGCAAGUUGACGCAAUUGUUCAUCACAGUGGCCAACAGGAUGAAAAGUCGUCCAGUGUCCACUAAAGAAUUUCUUCUUGGAUCACUCCCUGCAUUCAAAGAGAAGCUGGAGUACACUCCUGGAGAGCAUGAACAUGGAUUGUUCCCAGAUCCUAUUCAUGUUGGGAAGUAUCUGAGACAGAAGAGAAUAGACUUCCAGCUGCCCUAUGACAUCCUCUGGCAGUGGAAACAUAAUCAGUUGUACAAAAAGCCAGAUGUCCCACUUUAUAAAAAAAUCCGUUCUAACGUCUAUGUAGAUGUUAAGCCUCUUUCUGGCUAUGAGGCCACCACAUGCAAUUGUAAGAAACCAGAUGAUGGCAAUGGAAAGGGCUGUUUAGAUGACUGUCUUAACAGGAUGAUCUUUGCUGAGUGUUCCCCUAACACUUGCCCUUGUGGUGAACAAUGUUGUAACCAGCGGAUUCAGCGGCAUGAGUGGGUGCAGUGUCUGGAACGAUUCCGUGCUGAAGAGAAAGGAUGGGGAAUUCGUACUAAAGAGCCCCUGAAAGCAGGACAGUUUAUCAUUGAAUAUUUGGGAGAAGUUGUUAGUGAACAAGAAUUCAGGAACCGGAUGAUUGAACAGUAUCAUAAUCACAGCGAUCAUUAUUGUCUGAACUUAGACAGUGGGAUGGUGAUUGACAGCUAUCGCAUGGGCAACGAGGCUCGAUUUAUCAACCACAGCUGUAAUCCUAACUGCGAGAUGCAGAAAUGGUCUGUUAAUGGUGUCUACCGGAUUGGGUUGUACGCACUUAAGGACAUGCCUGCUGGUACUGAACUGACUUACGACUACAAUUUUCACUCAUUUAAUGUUGAAAAACAGCAACUCUGCAAGUGUGGUUUUGACAAAUGCAGAGGAAUAAUUGGGGGCAAGAGUCAGCGAAUGAAUGGACUCUGGCAAAACCACCAGCCUGUAACCACACACAGAAGGCCUGGACGAUCGAAAGAGAAGAGAAAGUCAAAGCACAAACUAAAGAAAGGGAGGGGCCACAUUACAGAGGAGACUAGUGAAAGUGUGAACACGCCAACCAGGUUGACCCCACAGCUUCAGAUGAAGCCGAUGUCCAACAGAGAAAGGAAUUUUGUGCUAAAACGUCAUGUUUUUCUGGUACGGAAUUGGGAGAAGAUUCGGCAAAAACAAGAGGAAGUGAAACAUGUCAGUGACAACAUCCACUCUGCAUCAUUAUAACCGCUGGAAUGGAAUCUGCCGGAUGACGGCAACAUCAAAUCUGAUGUCUUCAUGACCCAGUUCUCAGCCCUCCAAACCUCCCGUUCUGUGCGAACACGGCGCUUGGCUGCAGCUGAAGAGAACAUUGAAGUGGCUCGUGCUGCACGCCUUGCACAAAUCUUCAAGGAGAUCUGUGACAGCAUCAUCUCCUACAAAGACUCUUCCAGGCAGGCUCUUGCAGCUCCACUGCUGAACCUUCCUCCAAAGAAAAAAAAUGCAGAUUACUAUGAGAAGAUCUCUGACCCCUUGGACCUUGCCACUAUUGAGAAGCAGAUCUUGACUGGGUAUUAUAAAACUGUGGAAGCUUUUGAUGGGGACAUGCUGAAGGUCUUCCGGAAUGCUGAGAAAUACUAUGGCAGGAAGUCUCCAAUUGGACGUGACGUGUGCCGACUACGGAAGGCAUAUUACAAUGCUCGCCAUGAAGCUUCUGCCCAGAUCGAUGAGAUUGUGGGGGAGACAGCAAGCGAAGCUGACAGCAGUGAGACGUCCAUCUGUGAGAAGGAGAAUGGGCAUGAGAAAGAUGAGGAUGUAAUCCGCUGCAUCUGUGGCCUUUACAAAGAUGAAGGACUCAUGAUCCAGUGUGACAAGUGCAUGGUUUGGCAGCACUGCGAUUGCAUGGGUGUAAAUUCUGAUGUUGAACACUACUUGUGUGAACAGUGUGACCCUCGAUCUGUGGACAGGGAGGUCCCCAUGAUUCCUCGUCCCCAUUAUGCCCAGCCUGGCUGUGUUUAUUUCAUCUGUCUGUUACGGGAUGACCUGUUGCUGCGCCAAGGUGACUGCGUAUAUCUGAUGAGAGACAGCCGAAGAACUCCAGAUGGGCACCCUGUCCGGCAGUCCUACCGGCUGCUAUCCCACAUUAACAGGGAGAAACUUGAUAUCUUCCGCAUAGAAAAACUUUGGAAAAAUGAAAAAGAGGAGCGGUUUGCAUUUGGUCAUCAUUAUUUCCGUCCACAUGAAACCCACCACUCCCCUUCCCGAAGGUUUUAUCACAAUGAGCUGUUCCGGGUGCCACUGUAUGAGAUUAUCCCCUUAGAGGCUGUGGUGGGGACUUGCUGUGUGCUGGACCUCUACACCUACUGUAAAGGGAGGCCAAAAGGAGUGAAGGAGCAGGAUGUGUAUAUCUGUGAUUACCGCCUUGAUAAAUCAGCCCACCUCUUCUAUAAAAUCCACCGGAAUCGUUAUCCUGUCUGCACCAAGCCGUAUGCCUUUGACCACUUCCCCAAGAAACUCACACCCAAGAGAGACUUCUCACCUCAUUAUGUACCAGACAACUACAAGAGAAAUGGAGGCAGAUCAUCCUGGAAGACAGACCGCUCAAAGCCACAGAUCAAAGACCUGAACCAAGAAGAAGAUCCUCUUCCACUCAUUGAGGAUGUGCUAGCAAGCCAAGAACAAGCUUCAAAUGAGAUGCGUAGCCUGGAAGAGCCAGAGAGAGAGGCAGUCUCUAGUGAAGGCUGUGAGAGUGAUAAAAAGGUGGAGGAAAGUAACUCUGUCACAAGGCAACUGUGCACUCCAGAGGAAAGGCGGCAAUUCAGAGAGAGACUUAAUCAAAUCCUACUCAACCUCUUAGAGAAAAUCCCAGGGAAAAAUGCUAUUGAUGUCACUUACCUGCUGGAGGAAGGAUCAGGAAGAAAAUUGAGGAGGCGUACUCUCACCAUCCUGGAGAGCAGCUUCAGAAAGUGAUGUUCCAGCAACAGACUGUGAUCUGGAGUUCACUACCAGGUCUGCUAGAGACUGACGGGGAAGCCCCCUCCGUUCUGUACACCAACCAAGAAGAGGAGGGUAGAAGAAAACUGACAUAAAUACAGUUAGCACUUAGAAGUCUGAGCAAGCAGGUGGCCCUGUCUUGCUCUGCAGUGCUCUUAUGAUGUGUGUUGUUGGGCGUGCCUUGUAUUGAUGUUAGGUACUGAGAAAACCUUGUGAUUAUUUGUCCAAGAUGGUCAGAUUAAUUUAUUUUUGCUUAAUGUCCCCACUUGAAGGGAAAAAGGGGAGGUAAAUAGAAGGAUGAGGACUGAUUUACUCUGAUGAGAAUAUUCCCCAUACAGACCAGUUGUCCUAUGAUUGUACAAGGUAUCGUUGGCACUGCCAGUGGUGUGUACCAACGUAUGAAGUCCGUAGGGAGGGUGAAGGCCCAGUGGAUUUAAAAUAAAGGCUGCCCUGAAGGAGCGGCUUCUGAUUUGCACAAGUUCAGAGAGGAAAGAAAUGUACCAGGAUGUAUAAAAGGUUCACCGUGAAACGGCCAGUGCCCAGAUGCUUCUUUGAUAUGUAGAGAGGAAAAUCCCCCAGUCAGCUCAGAGUGAAACGAGAGUUGGUUGUUUGAAGCACUUGUUGUUCCACAUCCUGAAAUGGGGGUGUGUAAUUUUUCACAUUUUUUCUGCAGAUAAAUUUUAUAAAGCGAGUCGAAUCCUGACGACGCCAUUGCUGUUGGUUUUUUUUGAUAAGCUGUGGUUCUUGUGUGUCCAAUGUGUUGUGCAAAUUAAAUCUGUUAAAAGAAAAAAACGAAACCUUCACUACAUGAACCGUCAAGCAGUAUUCAGAGCGAGUAUUUGUUGUGAACUGUAGAAUAUAUCAAAUAAUAACACUAUUCUUGUGUUCUAACUGUACAGCUUAAAACGUCUGUCUCUUAAAGAGACAGUGUAUUUUACCACUCCCUCUCUCUGCCGUUAUGAAAGUAUUGCUGCCAAAGACUACAGCCAAGGCGCUAACUUUUCACUGCAUGAAAUUGUGAUUGCCAUAGUUUGCCAUAAACUAGUGCUGUACUGGGAUCCCCUGUAUUUCAACAUGUAAUCUUCUCCAAUAGCCAGUGCCAGGAAGCUGUCAUCUGUCUCUGGGUCAGGCCCUGCUAGUGGCAAAGGGAGGGGGCAGUAGGCAUACACUGCCCCUUUAAAAUAGCUUUGCUUUUUUGUCUUUCAGGCGUACAUAUGCAUAUACAGUCCUGUUUUAGAUGUUCUUAUAAGAAAAAACAGUUUUUAAUGUGCCAAGUUGUAUAUAUCUGCUGCGUGGAUGUAAAGCAAUACGGUAGUUACAUGUUCCUUUUUAAUGGACCAAGCUUGUCCUAAUGUACAUUCUUGUUAUUAUUAUAAUUAUUAUUUUACUCUUAGUGGAACAUGACUCAUUCCAUUAACUUUUAUGUGUUGAUUUAAAAAGAAAAAAAGAAAGGAAAAACCCUUUGAGGAAAAAAAUAUUUUAUUAAAAAAGAAAUAAGAAAAUAGUUUGGAAUAUUUUCUUACUGUAGAGAAGCACUGUACAGUACCAGGAACCCUGAGUAUAAAAUACUCGUGCGUGUAGUAGGAAUAUCGCAUGUCCAAAAUUUUGGGUUGUCUCAUUUAGUUAAUAACAGAAAUCAUUGUCUCAAACGGUGUUAAACACUAAAAACUUUUUAAAAAAUAAAGUGCGUACAGAAGCAAGACACUAGCUCUGUCAUUUUAUCUUUCUUUUGUUGAAAGACUAAACAAAAUGUUUUUUAGACAAUCAAAUGUUAGGUAAGUGCAAAGAAUUGUUUUUCUUACUGGUGUAGAAAUUAAUGACUUUUUUUAUUUUUUGGUUAUUUUAUAAUAAUGAGAAGACCAGUGUGUCACCAGGAUCGCUGUUUUAAGACCAGGAAGCACUACAUUAUUGCAAAUAGAUAUGAACUCUUAGUCUGCAUGGGUGUAGGCUGUGUGAUUGCUGAAAAUAAAUGCUGCUAAUAUAUUUCCUUUUUACAAAAGCAUAUCUAAAUAGAUCAUUGUUUUGAUGUUAAUCUUUGUAAAUUAUGUAUUACCAAUUUUAACAUUGGAUGUAAUUGCAUAAAAGCCUGCAUCUCAAUCCUGAGAGAGUCUAGUAUUAAAUGGAAAAACUUUUCCUAUU
This is a messenger RNA of Dermochelys coriacea (leatherback sea turtle), 12157 nucleotides long. It is a transcript of the gene ASH1L, whose product is annotated as ASH1 like histone lysine methyltransferase. Gene Ontology annotation, cellular component: nucleus. Gene Ontology annotation, molecular function: DNA binding; protein binding; histone methyltransferase activity. NCBI's taxonomy places the organism in Eukaryota, Metazoa, Chordata, Testudines, Dermochelyidae. The record is from RefSeq and is a predicted model, not a curated record.